Salvelinus namaycush (lake trout) is the source of this 1032-nucleotide messenger RNA. RefSeq lists its product as uncharacterized. Gene Ontology annotation, cellular component: membrane. Gene Ontology annotation, molecular function: oxysterol binding; G protein-coupled receptor activity. The record is from RefSeq and is a predicted model, not a curated record. Gene Ontology annotation, biological process: G protein-coupled receptor signaling pathway. The transcript has 3 exons. Lineage: Eukaryota; Metazoa; Chordata; Actinopteri; Salmoniformes; Salmonidae. Bases 1 to 1032 code for a protein of 343 amino acids.
AUGUCUACCAACAUCUCUGUGGACCCGGUGGAUUUAAACACCUCUGACACCAACCAGAUGUGUGACGUCUUUGUCGACCAGAGAGCUGCCUUGAUCAUCUUCCCAAUCUUCUACUCUCUGGUGUUCCUCAUCAGUUUAUGUGGCAACAGCCUUGUCCUGUAUGUGACCUGUCAGAAGAAGCAGAAGUUCAACUCCACGUCUCUUUACCUGGUCAACCUGGCUGUGUCUGAUGCAUUGGUCACAUUGGUACUGCCAGGGAGAGUCACUUACUACAUCAGACAGUUUGACUGGCCCUUUGGGGAUCUGCUCUGCAGGCUGGCUACUAUGUUGUUCUUUUCAAACACAUACUCAGGAAUUGCCUUCAUGACAUGCAUCAGUCUAGACCGGUACUUGGCCAUGGUCCACCCCCACCGGCUACAGUACCUGCGGAGCGUCAAAGUGGUUCGAGGGGUCUGCUGCCUCGUCUGGCUACUGGUGUCUCUGGAAACCGCCCCCCUGCUCUUCCGUACCAUGCUCCAUUACCACAGAGGCCGACGAACCUGCAUGGAGUACUUCACCUUUGAGGAUACUCGCUCCACCCCUUAUCUUCUCCUCCUGGCCUGUACUGUUUCCUUCUGUCUCCCCCUACUGGUCAUCAUUGUGUGUUACACCCGGAUCAAUCUCAAACUGAGUCGCACGGCCAAAGAGAACCCACUGACGGGCCGCUUGGGUCGUAGCCGCAGAGCCAAAAAUAUCAUCCUCCUCAUCCUCCUCACCUUCGUCCUGUGCUUCAGCCCCUACCACCUCAACAUCAUGCAGUUCAUGCUGAGGAAGGUGCUGGGCCAGCCCAAGUGUGACGAGAUGCAGGCAUUCAAGGCUUCCCUACAGGUGACUGUCUCCAUGAUGAACCUUAACUGUUGUCUGGACCCUGUCAUCUACUUCUUUGCCAUUAAGACGUACAAGCAGAGGGUGAUGCGUCUGUUCAAGGGCUACCUUUCAACCCCUGCUCCUUUCUCCAAAACCGCCACAGACAACAGCAGCAGCAACACCUAA